Molecule: messenger RNA, 1601 nt
Organism: Chaetomium fimeti
Lineage: Eukaryota; Fungi; Ascomycota; Sordariomycetes; Sordariales; Chaetomiaceae
Exons: 2
Coding region: 1-1266 (421 amino acids)
Source: RefSeq, a predicted model, not a curated record
AUGGAGCCGCCUCAACCGUCCGUCGUGGAGGAGAAGAUGCGUCUUCAGGAACACCUCCAGCGCCAGCAACAGCAAGGGCAACAGCAGCCGUCAUCACAGUCAUCACAGAGCCGCAAUCCUACUUCGGGAAGCAACACGGUGCCCAUGACGGAGGAAGAGCUCGAGGGAUCACCGGUACACAACCAGCAAUCCCCGGCGUACUCCCCCGACCCCAGCCAGGAGUCGCCGGCGUACGCUCCCACCCACAUGCAGAUACCCCGGGUUCCCGUCCCGCCCCCCGCCCCGGUCCCCGUCUACACCACCCCCCGCUCGCCCACCCCGCCCCCCUACUCCGGCCCCUCCACCCCGGCCCAGGAGCCAGCCCCGCCCCCGGAAUCCCAAACCGGCGGGCCCAAGCCACCCCCUCGGUACCCGGGCCUACCCGCCCUCGACUACCGCCUCUACAACCCGCCCCUCUUCGAGCUCUCGACCGACAAGACCACCAUCAAGUCCACCACCGCGCACCUCUCCAGCUCGGCCGACGCGCUGGUCGCGCUGAUCCGGCAGCAGGCGACGGUGCCGCCCAAGCCGCAGAUCCACAUCGUGGGGCGGCGCGGCAACACGCCCGGCACCGGGCGCGCCGACUUCUCCAUCAAGCUGAACCUGCUCUCGCUGCUCGUGCCCGAGGACCCGCGCCAGCGCAUGGACUACCUGCGCUGCGUGGGCGCGGGGGAGGUGGCCUUCCGCGGCGGCACCAAGCCCGCCGCGCAGCCAGAGGUCGAGGGGGACGGCUCGCUGGACGCGUGGGCGGCCCGUUUCGUGGCCGACACGGCGAGCGUGAAGGCCUUUGCGCUCGAGAGGGUUGUUGUUAAUCUGGAUGUUGAAUGGCUUGAGGGGCAGAUCCGCAAGUUGGUUGCUGCUAUGCGCUACCCGGGCACGGUUGCCGUCUCGUUUCCUAUCACGCAUAGCAGGGUGGUGGUGCAGAAUCCGGACCGGGUCAACAAGUUUAUCACGAGCGUCACGGGGUUCUUUGCGGGGAAGAGGAAGUAUGAGGUUGUUAAGGCGGUUUGGCCGUUUGCGACUAUGCCUAAGGGGAGUGAUGCGGACGGGAGGCGGUGUGCGGUGCAGACUGAGGAGGUCUGGUGGAGGGAGUGGAGGGGGCCGAUUCGUUAUGCAAUUGCUACGAAACGAAAUGGCUGGGUCACCAACGAAGACAAGCUCGAGGCGCUCAUGGAGGGCACGCCGUCAGCUACGCCGGAGGAUGUGGACUGGGGUCCGGAGUACUAGGCCUGACUCCUAGAGUCGGUUUUUAGUUGGUUUUAUGGUCUGUUCUUUUACGCCUGUUGAAGAUUGUUCUCCAAGGCAAGCUCAUAGCGCCGGAGUUUGGUGGUUGAGACCCGGGUAUUGGAUCCCUGCGGUAAUGUCUAUUCAUGUUUAUGUUUGGCUUGGAUAGGGGCUGCACGUGUACUGUGCAUUUUGGAUUGAAUAUACACUGUGUCAAGCUUUCUCUUUUUGAGUUCCAACUUGGGUACAUAGCUGCCGUUGCUUCGUUUACUUUACUUGCAUUUCAAUCUGUUGGCACCAACAGUGCCCUGCAUUGCAUCAAUCGACUCAGACAUGUC